GGGAGGGGGAUUGACAUGUCUCUCGAAGACCCUUUUUUCGUAGUCCGAGGCGAAGUGCAGAAGGCGGUGAACACGGCUCGCGGGCUGUACCAGCGCUGGUGCGAGCUCCUGCAGCAGGGCGCGGCGGUCGAACGCGAGGAGCUGGACUGGACGACCAAUGAGCUGCGGAAUGGCCUGCGCAGCAUUGAGUGGGACCUCGAGGACCUGGAAGAGACCAUCGGUAUAGUGGAAGCCAACCCAAGCAAAUUCAAGCUCCCCGCUGGGGACCUGCAGGAGAGAAAGGUGUUCGUGGAGCGGAUGCGGGAGGCGGUCCAGGAAAUGAAGGACCAUGUGGUCAGCCCAGCAGCCAUAGCUUUCAUGGAGAGGAAUAAUCGAGAGAUGCUGGUGGGCAAACCAGCUAGCCAGAAGUCACCCAGCGACCUGCUGGAUGCCAGCGUGGUCUCGACCACCUCUCGCUACAUUGAGGAGCAGCAGGCCACGCAGCAGCUGAUCAUGGACCACCAAGAUCAACAGCUGGAAAUGGUAUCUGGGAGCAUCCGGGUUCUGAAACACAUGUCCGGCCGUGUCGGGGAGGAGCUGGACGAGCAGGGCAUUAUGCUGGACGCUUUUGCUCACGAGAUGGACCAUACCCAGUCCCGGAUGGGCGGGGCCCUCAGAAAGAUGGCCAAAGUAUCCCACAUGACGAGUGACCGCCGACAGUGGUGUGCCAUUGUGGUGCUGCUGGGGAUGCUUCUCCUGGUUGUCAUCCUACUCUUCUGUCUCUGACCCCAGCCUUCCCUGGGAGGCUGGUCCCUGGUGCCUGGGGAGCUGCCAAGCCCUGCCUCCUGGGAGGAGGGUGUCCUGCCUGGAGAGCUGUCCCCAAGGCUCUCAUCCAGAGCCAGUGGGACCCUCAGGGCCCUGGGCUGGAUCCCCUGCCACUGGUCCAGUCUCAAGUGUGCUGGGGGGGUGGUUGAGGUAAGGGGACCUCAGGCACACCUCUCCCCAUUUCUACUUGCAGUGCCCCAAAGCCAUUCACCCCUGUGCCUUUUCUGUAUGUGCCAACUUGGAAAUAAAAUCCCAACCUUUUUUUUUUU
Molecule: messenger RNA, 1073 nt
Organism: Galeopterus variegatus (Sunda flying lemur)
Lineage: Eukaryota; Metazoa; Chordata; Mammalia; Dermoptera; Cynocephalidae
Gene: STX10
Product: syntaxin 10
Exons: 8
Coding region: 16-765 (249 amino acids)
Biological process (GO): vesicle fusion; Golgi vesicle transport; intracellular protein transport
Cellular component (GO): endomembrane system; synaptic vesicle membrane; SNARE complex
Molecular function (GO): SNAP receptor activity; SNARE binding
Source: RefSeq, a predicted model, not a curated record